This is a messenger RNA of Clupea harengus (Atlantic herring), 1713 nucleotides long. It is a transcript of the gene tsen54, whose product is annotated as TSEN54 tRNA splicing endonuclease subunit. The transcript has 12 exons. Gene Ontology annotation, biological process: tRNA-type intron splice site recognition and cleavage. Bases 58 to 1671 code for a protein of 537 amino acids. The record is from RefSeq and is a predicted model, not a curated record. Gene Ontology annotation, cellular component: tRNA-intron endonuclease complex. NCBI's taxonomy places the organism in Eukaryota, Metazoa, Chordata, Actinopteri, Clupeiformes, Clupeidae.
ACCUUGGGGAGUGCAGAGGGAACGGACAGCAGGUCGGUAGAGCACUUCUUUGUAAACAUGGCGGAUGAGGAGACGUCAACAGAGCAGCCGAAACUUCAGUUCUGCUCUGAACUACUGAGCCCUUCGGAGCAGUUUGAGGCUCGCUCGCGGAGCCACAAGAUCCCGGUGCGGGGACAGAAACACUUCCUGCCCACGGGCUCGGAGCGGCAGCGCGAGCGUCUGGAACAGAGUCUGCAGGAACACUGGACUCUGGUGGGAGAGGAACGCGUGGAGAGACUGGGUAGUCUGGUAAGAGCUCUAUGGAUCCCAGGUGAAGAUGUGGUGGAGCUGCAAACGCCAGCGGGGAAGUUCUGGCAGACAAUGGGAUACGCUGCUCACGGGAAACAGCGUCUGCUACCGGAGGAGGCACUCUACCUCAUGGAGUGUGGCAACCUGCAGGUGUUCCACCAUGACCUGCCUCUGUCUAUCGAGGAGGGCUACGAGAGGCUCCUGUCCUCGGGCCGUCCGGGACUACUGAGCCUGCACCAGUACCAGGUGUUUGGGCAUCUGAAGAGACUGGGUUAUGUGGUCAACAGAUUCGACCCCAGCACUGUCCAGUCUCGGUACGAGAGGCAGCUCAAUCUGCCACAGAGUCGAGAUCGCCAUGGACACCACCUGAAGAGGAAGCGCAGCCAGAGCCCCGCCCACAGGCAUGCGGGCGAUCAGACGCCUCCCCCCCCAGAGAAACCAGCAGAGGAGGGGGCCGAACCCACCCCCCCCUCCCCCCCAGCCUCCCCCGUCUGUCCAGACCCCCCCCUGAGCCCCCCCCAGGAGAGGAGCCCGGCCCGCGGCCCCCCCCAGGACCAGAGCGCUGGCGCGGGCGCGGGGCAGGGCCUGGUGGGUGGAGGCAGAGAUGGGCGAACCCGACUCGCGGGGGCGGGGGCGGGGGCAGAGGGGGGGCCAGAGUGCCUCCCCCCGCUGGGACUUCAGGAAGAUCCGCUUCCCCGACCUGGGCUCGUCCCCCCGCGCCCCCCACGCCCCCCGCACCCCCCUCUGCCCCCGCCGGACCCCCGCCUGCUGCCCGGGGCGCUGGAGGUGGGAGAGUGCAACGUCGCCCCCUGGCUGCGGCAGCUCAGCCUGCGGGACGAGAGGCUCUCCCGACGCGAGCGCGACAGGCAGAGGCAGCGCAGCCGUUACCAUAGAGACGUCAACGACGACCGCGACGUGCGCCGAUGCAGGAACUGGGCGGAGUACCUGGAGCUGAGGGAGAGGAGGUGGAGUCGGCGUAACCAUGGCGAUAAACCGGCAAACCUGUGGAAUGGCUCUGUCACGCCCCUCUCACAACCAGGACACGCCUCUUCUCAUGGUGAUUUGCUCAACCAGAUUGGCGUGAUUCAGUCGUCACGGUUACUGGACGAUGCAGUCAGUUUGACCAUCCCAUCACAAUGGAAGAUUAGUUUCGAUGUUUACCAGCCCGACACAGUGGCUGACUACAAGAAAAGCAAUCCGGGCAAGCCCUACACACGCAUGUGUGUCUGCAGUUUUGAGGGCCCUGUUCCUGAUCUCCAGGUGGUGAAGAGUCUGUCCUUCCAGAGUGGCGACGUUCCCGUGACGUUUGCAGCGGUCGACCGCGGAGACAUCUCCUUCUACUGCUUUAAGGACAUCCAGCUGCCUGUGGAUGUGUGUCACUGACACACACACACACACACACACACACACACACACACACACACA